AUGAUUUUUUUUUUUUUUUUAACAAUCUGACAUGAAAAAAAGGGGCAUGAAUUUUCCCUGGAACGAUAAAGAAGGCAACCCCAGAAUAUGACACAUACUAUUAACCAGAUUCCUCAACUUAACCUUUUAUCAAUUUGCUGUGAUUUUAUAACCCGGAGUUAAGCCUUUCACUAUAAAAUACCAUACACAUACACCUUUGUUUCUUCAAAGCUCAAUUUUUCUCCGACUCCUUUGACCACUGGUCCAACGUAUAGUCACACAUACACUCACACACUCUCUCUCUCUCUCUCUCUCUGUAUCUCUCUCUCUCUCUUGCUCUUGUCUCUCAGCUUUUCUGUUUCUCUGAGGCAAAUGAAGCUAUAGGCAGUCUCGGGGUUUGAUUAAAAAACCAAAAACGACAUUGACAGUUCUUCGAGACAAAAAAGAGAGAGAAAAAAAAAAAAAAAAAAAAAACAAAGGCGGUCCCUGGAUCGCUCAUCUCCAAUGCGCAGAAAGCCUUCUCACAUUGACACCUCUCUACUCGAGCACGGAUCUUCUUUUUAAUGGCAAUAAAUCACCGCUCGCUUUAAAAAAUCAACUUUACCAAGUCAUCUUCCUCAGUUUUUCUUCUUUCCCAUUUUGAAAAAAGAAAAAAAAAAAGUUGUGGGUUUGGGCUUUUGCUGGUUUGCAACGAUGACAGAGACUACUACAGAGGCUGCAAAGACAUUGCCAGAGGCAGAGAAGAAGAAGGAGCAAAGCCUUCCUUUUUACCAGCUCUUCUCUUUUGCAGACAAGUAUGAUUGGUUCCUCAUGAUAUCUGGGAGCUUAGGAGCCAUUAUCCAUGGUUCUUCCAUGCCUGUUUUCUUCCUCUUGUUUGGUGAAAUGGUUAAUGGCUUUGGCAAAAACCAAUUGGAUUUGAGGAAAAUGACCGAGGAAGUAGCAAAGUAUGCUCUAUAUUUUGUUUAUCUUGGGCUUAUCGUGUGUGUCUCAUCCUAUGGAGAGAUUGCAUGUUGGAUGUAUAGUGGGGAGAGGCAAGUGAGCACGCUGAGGAAGAAGUAUUUAGAAGCUGUGCUGAAACAGGAUGUUGGGUUCUUUGAUACGGACGCUCGAACUGGUGAUAUCGUCUUCAGUGUCUCAACUGAUACCCUUCUUGUCCAAGAUGCCAUUAGCGAGAAGGUUGGAAACUUCAUACACUACCUUUCCACGUUUCUGGCUGGUUUGGUGGUGGGUUUUGUAUCGGCAUGGAGGUUGGCACUGCUCAGUGUGGCCGUGAUUCCGGGAAUCGCUUUCGCCGGCGGCUUAUAUGCGUAUACUCUCACCGGUCUCACUUCCAAGAGUCGUGAAUCAUACGCCAAUGCCGGAAUAAUUGCCGAGCAAGCCAUAGCUCAAGUUCGGACGGUUUACUCUUACGUUGGAGAAAGCAAGGCCCUCAAUUCUUAUUCAGAUGCCAUACAGAAUACAUUGAAGCUUGGGUACAAAGCAGGAAUGGCCAAAGGUUUGGGGCUAGGGUGUACCUAUGGUAUAGCUUGCAUGUCAUGGGCACUUGUUUUCUGGUAUGCUGGUGUGUUUAUCAGAAAUGGGCAGACGGAUGGAGGGAAGGCAUUCACAGCAAUAUUUUCUGCCAUUGUUGGUGGCAUGAGCUUGGGCCAGUCUUUUUCAAAUCUUGGGGCGUUUAGCAAAGGUAAAGCAGCUGGAUACAAGCUGAUGGAAAUUAUUAAGCAAAAGCCUUCCAUAAUUCAGGACCCCUCUGAUGGGAAGUGCUUGGCUGAUGUAAAUGGCAACAUAGAGUUCAAGGAAGUAACUUUCAGCUACCCGUCAAGGCCAGACGUUAUCAUCUUUCGAAAUUUCUCAAUCUUCUUUCCAGCUGGAAAGACUGUUGCUGUUGUUGGUGGAAGUGGGUCAGGGAAAAGCACUGUUGUGUCUCUAAUAGAAAGAUUCUAUGAUCCUAAUCAGGGUCAGGUUUUGCUGGAUAAUGUAGAUAUUAAAACACUGCAACUGAAAUGGUUACGUGAUCAAAUUGGGCUGGUGAACCAAGAACCUGCACUCUUUGCAACCAGCAUAUUGGAGAACAUACUCUAUGGAAAGCCUGAUGCAACAAUGGCUGAAGUAGAAGCAGCAGCCUCUGCAGCAAAUGCUCAUAGUUUCAUUACGUUGCUUCCUAAUGGAUACAACACUCAGGUAGGAGAGCGAGGAGUCCAACUCUCUGGUGGCCAAAAGCAGAGGAUUGCAAUUGCUAGAGCCAUGUUAAAGAACCCUAAAAUCCUCCUCCUUGAUGAAGCAACCAGUGCUCUUGAUGCAGGUUCAGAGAGCAUUGUUCAAGAGGCUCUAGACCGCCUCAUGGUUGGCAGAACAACUGUAGUGGUGGCACAUCGACUUUCCACAAUUAGAAACGUUGACAGUAUUGCAGUUAUACAACAAGGGCAAGUUGUAGAGACAGGAACACAUGAAGAACUUAUUGCCAAAGCUGGGGCAUAUGCAUCAUUAAUUAGAUUUCAAGAAAUGGUUAAAAACAGGGACUUCUCCAACCCAUCUACCCGCCGUUCCCGAUCAUCACGGCUAAGCCAUUCGUUAUCGACCAAAUCUUUGAGCCUCCGAUCCGGCAGCUUACGAAACCUGAGCUAUUCUUACAGUACCGGUGCUGAUGGGAGGAUAGAGAUGAUUUCAAAUGCUGAGACAGACAGAAAAAAUCCUGCACCUGAUGGAUAUUUCUUCAGGCUUCUCAAGCUGAAUGCACCAGAAUGGCCCUAUUCUAUUAUGGGUGCUGUAGGUUCUGUAUUGUCAGGUUUUAUUGGUCCAACUUUUGCUAUAGUAAUGAGCAAUAUGAUUGAGGUUUUCUACUACAGAAAUCCUGCUGCCAUGGAAAAGAAGACCAAGGAAUAUGUUUUUAUUUAUAUAGGAGCUGGAAUUUAUGCUGUGGUAGCAUAUUUGAUACAGCAUUACUUUUUCAGUAUUAUGGGAGAAAACCUCACUACAAGAGUCAGAAGAAUGAUGCUUGCAGCAAUCUUAAGAAAUGAAGUUGGGUGGUUUGACGAAGAAGAGCACAACUCGAGUCUUGUAGCGGCUCGAUUGGCUACAGAUGCUGCUGACGUGAAAUCCGCCAUUGCUGAGAGGAUCUCUGUGAUACUGCAGAAUAUGACUUCACUCCUAACGUCAUUCAUCGUUGCUUUCAUAGUGGAAUGGAGGGUCUCCCUCCUCAUCUUGGCUACAUUUCCUCUUCUAGUCCUUGCCAACUUUGCUCAGCAACUUUCUCUCAAAGGGUUCGCUGGUGACACAGCCAAGGCUCAUGCAAAGACUAGCAUGAUUGCAGGGGAGGGUGUGAGCAAUAUUCGAACGGUUGCUGCAUUCAAUGCCCAAGACAAGAUCCUCUACUUGUUUUGUCACGAGCUUCGUGUCCCACAGCUACGAAGCCUGCGUCGAAGCCAAACUGCUGGUCUCCUAUUUGGCCUUUCUCAGCUUGCUCUUUAUGCUUCUGAAGCUCUUGUUCUAUGGUAUGGUGCCCACCUUGUCAGCAAAGGUGUCUCAACCUUCUCAAAGGUUAUCAAGGUUUUCGUCGUUUUGGUUGUAACGGCCAACUCGGUUGCAGAAACUGUCAGCCUUGCCCCGGAAAUUAUUAGGGGUGGUGAAUCUGUUGGCUCUGUGUUUUCUAUUCUUGACCGUCAAACAAAGAUCGAUCCAGAUGACCCUGAGGCUGAACCAGUUGAAUCAAUUCGUGGAGAAAUUGAACUUAGACAUGUUGAUUUUGUAUACCCUUCAAGACCAGACAUAAUGGUGUUUAAGGAUCUCAAUCUCAGAAUCCGAUCUGGACAAAGCCAAGCUCUUGUUGGAGCUAGUGGCUCUGGAAAAAGUUCAGUCAUUGCCUUGAUCGAGCGAUUUUAUGAUCCAAUGGCUGGCAAAGUUAUGAUUGAUGGAAAAGACAUCAGGCGUCUAAACCUGAAAUCUCUUAGGCUGAAAAUUGGUUUGGUGCAACAAGAGCCAGCCCUCUUUGCAGCAAGCAUUUUUGAAAACAUUGCCUAUGGGAAAGAAGGGGUAACAGAAACAGAAGUAAUUGAGGCUGCUCGUGCAGCCAAUGUGCAUGGUUUUGUAAGUGGAUUGCCCGAUGGGUACAAAACUCCGGUUGGCGAGAGAGGAGUUCAGCUCUCUGGUGGCCAGAAACAAAGAAUUGCAAUUGCCAGAGCUGUCCUUAAGGACCCAACAAUUCUCCUCUUGGAUGAAGCCACAAGUGCACUGGAUGCUGAAUCUGAAUGUGUGCUGCAAGAAGCACUGGAGAGGCUCAUGAGGGGCCGCACCACCGUGCUGGUGGCGCACCGUUUGUCGACGAUUAGAGGUGUGGACUGCAUUAGUGUUGUACAAGAUGGGCGCAUUGUCGAACAAGGCAGCCAUUCCGAACUAGUGGGCCGCCCCGAGGGGGCAUAUUCAAGGCUGUUGCAGCUACAAAACCAUCACAUAUGAGAAGUGUUUUCUGAUUGAAAUCAGUAGCAUGGCCUUGUUGGGUGAUAAUUACGUGUGUUCAAUUAACCUUAUGAAUUCCAUUUUUCUUUUCAGUUGUAGAUAUGGGGAAUGUGGGAUGUAACAUCUUGAGAGAACUACUGGUGACCAUUACUUGAAAUAUCAAUGGAGUAGCAAGUGUUAUAUUUUAUCAAA
Messenger RNA from Ziziphus jujuba (common jujube), 4620 nucleotides. RefSeq names its product ABC transporter B family member 19. The record is from RefSeq and is a predicted model, not a curated record. Bases 673 to 4428 code for a protein of 1251 amino acids. NCBI's taxonomy places the organism in Eukaryota, Viridiplantae, Streptophyta, Magnoliopsida, Rosales, Rhamnaceae. Gene Ontology annotation, biological process: transmembrane transport. The transcript has 10 exons. Gene Ontology annotation, cellular component: membrane. Gene Ontology annotation, molecular function: ATP binding; ABC-type transporter activity; ATP hydrolysis activity.